Chrysochloris asiatica (Cape golden mole) is the source of this 2097-nucleotide messenger RNA. It is a transcript of the gene GLE1, whose product is annotated as GLE1 RNA export mediator. Gene Ontology annotation, cellular component: nuclear pore; cytoplasm; nuclear pore cytoplasmic filaments. NCBI's taxonomy places the organism in Eukaryota, Metazoa, Chordata, Mammalia, Afrosoricida, Chrysochloridae. The record is from RefSeq and is a predicted model, not a curated record. Bases 1 to 2097 code for a protein of 698 amino acids. Gene Ontology annotation, molecular function: translation initiation factor binding; phospholipid binding; inositol hexakisphosphate binding. The transcript is spliced from 16 exons. Gene Ontology annotation, biological process: poly(A)+ mRNA export from nucleus; regulation of translational termination; regulation of translational initiation.
AUGCCUUCGGAAGGACGCUGCUGGGAGACCUUGCAGGCCUUGCGCAGUUCCGACAAAGGCCGCCUGUCCUACAACCGUGACUGGCUGCUCCGAGGCGAGGAUGUUUUAGAAGAAUGUAUGUCUCUGCCCAAGCUCUCUGCUUACUCUGGAUGGGUGGUGGAUCACGUCUUACCUCACAGACAAGAGAACUCACCACCCUCUGAUACAUCAACAUCAUUUGGAUCUACUUCAGCCAAAGACCAACCUUCCUUUGUUCCCGUAUCUCCUAUCAGAAAUCCUGCAUUCUCACCAGCCUCCCCCACAACAUCAGGUGAAACCAAGAGCAAACAUGAAUCCCAAAAUAUGGAAUAUAUGCUACUUCAGUCCUCCCGGGGAGUCAAAGUGGAAGGCUGCAUCCGAAUGUAUGAGUUGGUACAUAGAAUGAAAGGAAUAGAGGGCCUGAGGCAAUGGCAAGAGGAACAGGAGAGAAAGGUUCGAGCCCUCUCUGAGACAGCAUCUGAACAACUGAAGCGGUUUGAUGAACGGAAGGAAUUGAAGCAGCAUAAAGAAUUCCAGGACUUACGGGAAAUCAUGGAGAAGAGUACCAGAGAAGCCCUAGGACACCAGGAGAAGCUAAAAGCUGAGCAUCGACACAGAGCAAAGAUUCUGAACCUGAAACUUCGAGAGGCGGAGCAGCAGCGCCUGAAGCAAGUGGAGCAGGAGCGGAUUCAGAAGGAAGAAGGCCAGAUCCGCCUGCGGAACCUCUAUGUACUGCAGGAGGAGAUGUUGCACCUCAACCAGCAGCUGGACUCCUCCAGCCAUCACAAAGACCUGCUUAAGAUAGACCUGUCUGCCUUCCGAACCCGAGGCAACCAGCUGUGCAGCCUCAUCUCAGGGAUCAUCCGGGCCUCUUCUGAGAAUGACUUGCCUACAGCAGAGGACCAAGCUAUGGCUGAGCGAGCUUUGCAGGAAAUGCGGAAUCUCUUUACGAACCUGCAGCAAGAGGUCACCAGAGCAUAUGAAGACAAACGGAGGCAGGAUGAAGAAGAGGCCCAGGGAAAACAGCAAGAGUCACAGGCGCAGCAGAGGCCAGAGGCCCACAAAGAGUCUACAGCUCUCAGCCAGGACCCAGGAGGGAAACAGAACGAAGGCCUCCAAGUGAAGGUACAAGACAGUACAAUGCAAUGGUACCAGCAACUACAGGAUGCUUCCAGUCAGUGUGUGUUGGCUUUUGAGGGACUGACCAGCAGCAAGGACACUCAGACCAAAAAAAUAAAGAUGGACCUCCAGAAGGCUGCCACCAUCCCAGUGAGCCAAAUCUCCACCAUUGCAGGCUCAAAGCUGAAAGAGAUUUUCGACAAGAUCCACAGUUUGCUCUCUGGAAAACCUGUUCAGUCUGCUGGGCACUCUGUGUCUGUCAUGCUUAACCCACAGGGACUGGACUUUGUCCAGUACAAACUGGCAGAGAAAUUUGUGAAACAAGGAGAGGAGGAGGUGGCCUCUCAUCAUGAAGCAGCAUUCCCCAUUGCGGUUGUGGCAUCCGGUAUUUGGGAGCUUCACCCUAGAGUAGGGGACCUCAUUCUUGCUCAUUUACAUAAAAAAUGUCCUUACUCAGUUCCUUUCUAUCCACCGUUCAAGGAAGGAAUGGCUUUGGAAGACUAUCAGAGAUUGCUUGGCUACCAAGUGAAAGAUUCUAAAGUAGAACAGCAAGACAACUUUCUAAAACGCAUGUCUGGGAUGAUCCGUCUGUAUGCUGCCAUUAUCCAGCUCCAGUGGCCAUAUGGAAGUCGACAAGGGAUUCACCCUCAUGGCUUAAACCAUGGCUGGCGCUGGUUGGCACAGAUCUUAAACAUGGAGCCUCUGUCAGAUGUGACAGCCACGCUACUCUUUGACUUCUUGGAGGUGUGUGGCAAUGCUCUUAUGAAGCAAUACCAGGUUCAGUUCUGGAAGAUGAUACUUCUCAUCAAAGAAGACUAUUUUCCCAGAAUUGAAGCCAUCACAAGCUCAGGACAGAUGGGUUCCUUCAUACGCCUCAAACAGUUCUUGGAGAAAUGUUUGCAGCGCAAGGAGAUUCCUCUCCCCAAGGGCUUCCUGACUUCUUCCUUCUGGCGCUCCUGA